CGGUAAUCGAAGAGUUAUUGCUAUGUUGAUUUUUUUUUCUCUUUUUGAAAAUAAACAAAAAUAUCAUCGUUUAAUUAUUUGAAUUUUGAACUUAUAACAAUAAUAUAAACCCUGUAAUAUUAUUAAUGGGUCGUGUAGCGUUAUCUUGUUGAAAAUAAUUAGUGCUCAUACUCUUAUACUUUCCGUGUUUUUAAUAUUGAUGUAAAAAAAAUGUAUAAAAUAAAAGUUCGAAUUGUGCGAAUUUGAAAGUGUAUUUAUGAAAACAGUUAAAAGAUGAGGUGCUGUGUAAAAUCCUGCAAAAAUGAUUCGAGAACUAUAUCCAAAUCACACGGCGUUACAUUUCAUGUGUUUCCAACUGAAUCAAAACUGCGCCAAGCCUGGUUAAAGGCAAUAGGGAAGGAAUCAUGGUCUCCAAGAGAACGUAGUGCUGUCUGUUCAGACCACUUUAUGAUUGAAGAUAUUUUUGUCACCAAGAGUGGAUUAAGGAAAGUGAGGAAUGGUGCAGUUCCAAUUUCUGAUAGUAGUGUUUGCAGUUACAAUGAAAAUACUGUUAAUAUUUUGGUGUGUAGAAUAUGUCUUGGUUCAGAUGUGAAGUUAUUGCCUAUUGGAAAGUUUAGUUUGGAACAAACAUAUGAACAUGUAACAGGACAUGCUAUGUCAAAAGGAGAUAAUUUACCUCAAUACAUUUGUUUUGAAUGUGCGCAGAGACUGACAAACUGUCAUAUGUUUAAAAUGAAGUGCUUGAAAUCUAGAAGGCUUCUAUUAGAUUUGAUAGCAGAUGAUAGUAACAUUAGUAUAGAUAGUAUUAAAUCAAUAGACAGACAGACACAUAAACUAACAUCAGACCUAUCUAUAACAAUAUUGGAUCCAGAUAAAAUAGUGAAUCUAGAAUAUGUCGAAAAUAUAAAUAAGAUUGAAAUUGAAAACAUACCGGAGCAAGAUAAAAACGAUAUAUUUGUGCAAGAGUUACCGAAAGACUUCGACGAUGAUUUUAAUGAUAGAGACGACUUUAAUGAUGUGGAUAAUGUUAAUGAUAAAGAUUAUGAUAAGGAUUGCGACAAGGAUUACUCCUCAGAUGAUAGUCUACCUCUUGAGUUGCAAAGAAAGAAGCGUAAAAAGACGAAAAAGAUGAAAAAAGUCGACGAACCAAAGAUCGAUAGACGACGGAAGCCAUUUUUGAAUGCCGAUUUAAAUGAGACGUUAUUCACGAUCACGGACCUGACCGUGGAGGAGCAGGUCGCCGAGAUUGAGAAGAGGCAGGAAUCGGCGAAUUAUAAAAAUGCUGUAUUCAAAUGUGGGGAGUGUUUCAAGGGGUUUUUGGACGAGGACGCUUAUAAUGGACAUAUGACACGACACACUAAUCAAUGCGGCGAACACGAAUGCGCAAUAUGUAAGACACAUUUUAAACAUCCACACGCGCUGCGCAAGCACAUAACGGCGCAUCAUACACAGAGAUAUAACUGUAAUAGGUGUCCGUAUGUCACUACGCAUAGGCAGACUGCUCGGCUCCACGAGCGUUGGCAUAAAGGGACGAAAUACCAGUGUCCGCAUUGUCAAGAUGAAUUUGUUAAAUUCACAACAUAUAUGGGACAUAUACGUAUAAAGCAUCCAUCUGACUUCAUAUGUGUUCUCUGUGGUUAUUCCUUCGUCAGUGAGAAAGGCAUAGAACUGCAUAAGAAGUUAAAACAUCGAUUGGAUGAUGGAAAGAUGCCUGACGAUGGGCCACUUUGUGAGUUAUGCAACGUUCGUUUUGUGUCCGCGGAGGCGUAUAAAAGACAUUUAAGUGUGUCCGCCAGACAUACCAACGAUUCAAAAGACAAAUCCAGGAAAGGAAGGAAAACACGCGAGAAAAUGGAUAAAAACGAUAUUUUUGAUAGGAAGAAAAAUUAUCCGAGCCAAUUGAGAAAAGCUGAAGGUCCAAUACCUUGUGAACAGUGUGGCGUUGAAUUGGAGGACUCCCGCGCGUACCACAGUCACUUCCGACGACAGCAUCCAGACAAGAAUCGAACCAACUACCCGUCAAUGAAGUCGCCGUGUAUGUGCGAGGUCUGCGGAAGAAUGUUUCAGAGCUACGCCCUCCUUAAAGAUCACCGCUGGGUGCAUACUGGCGAGCGUCCCUUCGCGUGUUCAAUAUGCGGCAAAUCGUUCCGUAUGAAGCAACGUCUAGUAGCACAUGGGCGUGUGCACAGUGAACUGAGGGCGUCCUACACGUGUGCCAUGUGCGGGAAAAGCUUCUCCACCCAUAGUAAUUGUCAGCGGCAUAUGUUUAUUCACACCGGCCUCCGUCCAUACAAAUGCGAGAUGUGCGGCAAAUGUUUCAAACACGCGAGCGAGAAGCGAGCUCACAUAACAUAUGUGCAUCUCAAGAAACCCUGGCCCAAACGGAGCCGAGGGAAACGGACCGGAAAGGGUCCCCUAGAUUCAGGGGGCAUGGCAGGUGAAAUGGAGUCCCAGGUGUGGCCGACCCCGUGUGACCCCAAAAUUCUCGACGUCAACCCUCUGAUAGAUAAGUCUAUGUAUUAUAAUCUUAAAAUGUAAAAUAUAUACCAUAUACAAUAAUAACUAAGAAUAGGUGACCGUAAUUUAAAAAAUCAGAAAUGUGUUGUCCGCUAUUGUUUAAAAUUUUCAUAGAUAAAUAAUGAUUUAAUAUAAAUAAUUUUAGUCUCUGGUUUUCUUGAGCUUGCACACCUCGGCUAUCAUGUGUAACUGACACAGCUCAGCUGUCAGUUAAAGAGAUUUCAUUCAUUACGACCUUGGUUUUAGCGACCAUCUAGCUUAAGUACCUUGAAUUUAAAGGGGUUAAAGGAGUGAAUCAUUUGUGACAAUUUCCUGUUAACUCCAAGCAGAUAUUGCGACUGGAGUCGGCCUCCAAAAACCGCUUUAUCUUUUGUAUUCACACAGAUGGUCAGCGAAAAAAGACCUUUAACUUUCGUUUAUAGAUAUUGGUUAAGUAAGUGUAUUUUUUGUAAUAAAAGGCAAACAGGCAGGAGGCACACCUGAUGAUACCGCCGCCCAUGGAAACUCUCAAUGCUAGAGGGCUCGCGAGUGCGUUGCCGGUCUUUUUUUUUAGAUUGGCUGAGUAAAUAUUUUUUUUAAAUAACAAUAAUAAACAAACCGACCCGUAUGAUGACUAAAUGUUUGUACAAAUAUAGUGUAAUAGUGCAAACUUACUGAAGCCUAGUAUUUUAUAAGUAAUUUAAGUAAGUAAAUUAUUGGUAUGUAAUCUUUUAUGCUGGCCAUAGACGGACCGCAUUUUGCAGCCGAGACUGACUGCUCUACAGCGGUCGCGAUGUGUAGUUUCCAUACUAAAUUCAUAUCCGCAAUACACGAACCGCUCGAGCAGUUCCUGAGCGGUCGGAGCAGUCGCUCUGAGGUCGAGUUUCGCCGUGCUAUCGGUUGCUGCCGACUGCGCGCUACUGCCCCCCCCCCCCCCCAUUUCCUUCCUCUCGGCUUAAAAUACGAACUUAUCAAAUGAAACCGCAAUUCUAAAGCAGUUGAAAAUAUUGUCUUCUCUCAGCUGGGCAUACAAAGUUUCGUAUCCCUAGCCUUCUUACUAACUACUUAGUGCCGUGAGACGUACUUUUUAAUUUUAGUGUAUCAUCUUUUUAUUAUAGUUUGUUUUGUUUCCUGUUUAGUAUUGUCCUAAUAACUGUGUAUAACACGUAUUUUAGCACUUCUUGCGUGUCUUAUGUAAUUAAAUACUUUUUUUUCUCUCUUUACUCACAGUGGUUGCCUGGAAGAGAUUGCUCGAAAGCGAUAAGGCCGCCAGUUGCCCUCCUUUUGAUUUCAUGUUCAAUUUUUUUUUAUAUUGUAAUGUAACGAAGUGUUAAUAAAUAAAAAAAAUAUAGUAUGAAAUACUCCAUGCUGUUGUCUUGAUUGUAGUAUUGGACGCACCCACAUACUACGGUGUCUCCUACGCCUACGCUUGCGUAAUAGUGGUAAAAGAAGCAGUGUUUCUUCAUCGAAAUCCAUUUUGUAAAUGAACUUGCAUCAAUAUUAUUUUGCGGUCGAACACAACUGCUCCAAGCAGUCGUGUACGUCUCAUCAUGCGGUACGUCUCUAGCCAUCGUUAAUCUCGCUUUCCUACGUGACUAAUAAAAUUGGACUGAUCUCAAUACUUUUGCUUUACUCUCUUUUCUCUAUUACUGUCAAGUUUUUUUUAGUAUUAUUGAAUUACUUGAAUCUAGUAGAAGCAGUAUUUGGACUUUGGAGUUUUUUUAUAGCAUAUGUUUGACAACUCAUCAAAAUUUAAUAAUAACAGUAACAGGGGUUGAUGUCAAGUGAUACCGCCCAUGGAUGGACAUGAACAUUUCUCGUUUCUGGUCUUAUAAGAAUUGGCACGCUUUAAUUAACAUAACGUGGACGUCGUUUGAAUUAAAGAUUGACAGUCAAAUGCGAUUUAUUAAAAUGAUAAAAAGUAUUUAUAUCCCGAAAAUUGUCGUUCAAAAAUUUGAACCGGCCAGUUUGGUUUCAUAGUAAUAUAUGUUGGUUUUAUUAUGGAACGCGUAAUGAGAGUGAAUGAAACCUACAAGAUGAUGAAGCGUUUCGCUUGAUUGUGAUUGGUCAACAGCAUCUCUAGUCCACACACGAUUCGUUGUUCCUUUUGACUAAUCAAUAGCAAGUGAAAUGCGCCGUUUGUUAGGCAUUUCACCUCCUAAGACUUGUUGAGCAUUAAACAAGGGAGUGGGGGAAAGUUUGCGCAUCGUUCACAGCGCGGGACACAAACGUCAACUGAUUUAACAAUCACCUAAAAAUCGCUUAAUUUGUUCAAGAUGUUUGCCGGUCUGUACGUAAUUUAGACGUAAUUCGCUCAAACUUACGCGAACUAGAUUUAAAACGUAUACAAAAUAACUUAUUUUUCUCUUUAGUUUAAAAACUAUAGUAUGUCUUGUGCCUUUUUGGUUUUAGAACUACUAUUGUAAUCUAUCGUUUGACAUUUGUAAGCGAAACUGCGAAACAAGGCUUUUAAUGAAACUAUUUCGUAGAAAAACUAGAUUAAGAAAAAAGUGUGUAACCUGAAUAAUUAUUUAUCUUGACUGUUAUGUAAGUUAUAGGUAGCGCAGUUUUUUAUCUAUAAAAGUAUUUUGCUGGAUUUUUCUUUAAGGAAACACUCUAGUCUUCUGUUUCCUAGUCAGGGCUGGAUUUAUGGGGACUUCGGAAAAACAGUCUUAAAUUCCGACUAGUAAACAACUUUUCUUUUGAUAUAUUUUUAUUUAUUAAAGGAAUCUACUUGGUUUCACAAGAAAUCAUUAAAAAAUUGAUUGAAAAAACUUGUUUAUUUGGAAAAUAAAAUUUACUAUUUAUACAAAAUUUGUCCGCUACUCUGUAAAGGCUACUAUGUCAAUAUUAACCGGCCUUUUCAUAACCUGAAAAUGUAUGUGUAACUGUCCGUCAACAAUUACAGUUUACUAAGAACGUAAUCUUGAUUUUGCUGUUACGUAACCUAAUCCGUGCCAAGUCAGUCUUGAAUUUGUAUGUAUGAAUAAAGCCGGUUAAUAAAUAAUAAGUCACA
Molecule: messenger RNA, 5512 nt
Organism: Pieris brassicae (large cabbage white)
Lineage: Eukaryota; Metazoa; Arthropoda; Insecta; Lepidoptera; Pieridae
Product: zinc finger protein 675-like
Exons: 15
Coding region: 274-2538 (754 amino acids)
Cellular component (GO): nucleus
Molecular function (GO): zinc ion binding
Source: RefSeq, a predicted model, not a curated record